Molecule: messenger RNA, 567 nt
Organism: Solanum lycopersicum (tomato)
Lineage: Eukaryota; Viridiplantae; Streptophyta; Magnoliopsida; Solanales; Solanaceae
Molecular function (GO): nucleic acid binding
Source: RefSeq, a predicted model, not a curated record
AUGAAUGGAGCUGUAGAUCCUGCCAAUAAGAAUAUCAAAAAGAUUCUGAGGGAAAUGAUUGGCAAUCACCGAGUUUGGCAUGAGAUGUUGCCAUAUGUUUUACUUGAUUAUCAAACGACUGUCAGAACAUCGACUGGUGCUACUCCGUACUUACUAGUAUAUGGAACAGAGGCAGUCAUACCUGCUGAAGUUGAGAAACUAUCAUUGAGAGUCAUCCAAGAAGCUGAAUUGAGUAAUGCUGAAUGGGUCAGCAAGCGGAUUGAUCAACUAACUUUUAUUGAUGAGAAGAGAAUGGUUGUCGUCUGUCAUGGUCAAUUGUAUAGGCAGAGAAUGGUUCGUGACUUUCACAAGAGAGGAAGAGCAAGAAUUUUUGAAGUAGGCCAGUUGGUUCUUAAGCGUAUUUUUCCUCAUCAGGACGAGUACAAAGAAAAAUUCGCACCAAACCGGCAAGGACCUUACAUGGUUCACAAAGUAUUAUUUGGAGGUGCUUUGGUCCUGUCGGCGAUGGACGGCACCGUAUGGCCUAAACCUAUCAACUCAGACGCUGUCAAGAGAUACUACGUGUGA